Molecule: messenger RNA, 1647 nt
Organism: Nematolebias whitei (Rio pearlfish)
Lineage: Eukaryota; Metazoa; Chordata; Actinopteri; Cyprinodontiformes; Rivulidae
Product: spindlin-Z
Exons: 5
Coding region: 145-864 (239 amino acids)
Biological process (GO): gamete generation
Source: RefSeq, a predicted model, not a curated record
UGCGAGCUGCGCUGGCACCUCCUGGUAUUUGUAGUUUUUUUUUAAUCUAGUUCGCUUCCGUGUAGCUUUACGGUGGAGGAAUCUAGUCGGCAAAGGCUAACACAUGUGAAAUUAUUAAUCAGGUUUAUGUGAAUUUAUGGAAACAUGUCAAAGAAACGGGGCAGGAAGCGUAGCAGUGGGGAGCUGAGUGAAAGUUCAGCGUCGACCCUCAGCCCGGACCCUGACAAUCUUUUAGGCCGCAGGAUUCAGCACACCUGGAGGGAGAAGGGGAACGUAACCAAGUGGAAAGGCACCGUUCUGGAGCGCCUAAUUGUCAACAACUCUCUCUACAUGGUCAAAUAUGAUGGCUUUGAUUGUGUCUACGGCAUCGAGCUCUUCAAAGAUAACCGGGUGUCCAACUUGCAGGUUUUAACGGAAAAAGUUGUAAACAAUAAGAUCAAGGUGCCUCCUGGUGCGGAGGAGCUUGUGGGCCGAGCAGUAGAGCAUCUGUUUGAAAAGGAGGAUGGCGAGAAAAAUGAAUGGCGAGGCAUGGUGCUGUCCCGAGCUCCCAUCAUGACCCACUGGUAUUACAUCACCUACGAGAAGGACCCUGUUCUGUAUAUGUACCAGCUGUGGGACGACUAUAAGGACGGAGACCUGCGCGUCCUGCCUGAGUCAGAGAACAAACAUCUGCUGCCAGCAGACAGGAAACCAGGUGAGGAGCCAGAGAGCCUUGUGGGUAAGCAGGUGGAGUACGUCACAGAUAACGGCCUGAAGAGGACAGGAUUAGUCAUCUAUCAGGUCCCCGCGAAGCCCACUGUAUAUUACAUAAAAUACGACGACGAUGUUCACAUCCAUGUCUACGAUCUGGUGAAGACCACCUAAUACUGACUGUCUGGUUUCAGCUGAUGGCUCGUACUCGUUCCAACCAGUGUUAAAAACGUUUAUUUUUCUUCAGUGGGAGGAGAUAUGCCCAUCAUUGAGAGGUCAAUUUUAUCAUUACAAAACAUCAAUUUCUGAUAUUUACUUUUAAGUGUAAUUUAAUAAAUGACCACUAAGUCCUUUUUAAUGUAAAUAAAACAGGUCUGUGGCCAGUUGUGUAGCACUACAGAUGCAAUGGAGCUAGGCAUGUGCUUUUGUUCACUUAUAUAGUGCAACUGUCAAACUAAAAACAAAAAACUGUAACGCAUCAAACCAAAAAACAGAGUUUUCUCAUCAUUACAUCUGUGCUUUGCUUUAAUUCCAUUUCACAUAUUUAUUUCAUCAGGUAUAUAUCGGUGUGCUGCUGGUAACAAAACAAGAACUGGUCUGCUGUGCUUUUUUUUUUACGUCCCCUCUGUUAAAUAUUGAACUAAUGUUCAUUUAACUUGUGAGCUCCUUUCCUUAAAACAAUGAACUUCACUUCUUGUUGGAGUCCAGCAACAUUCAUGAGAUCAUAUACGUAUUAUGAAUUAAAAACAAACAAAUGUAUCACCUCUGUCCUGCUCCAUCAAGUAAACAGUAGAUUUUUACAUCAAGAUCAUGUAUAAGAAAUACUGUUCGUAUGAGAUGUUUUAAAGUGUUUGUGCUGCACAUAUGUAGUUGAAAAUGGUUUCCAACAUUGUGUGGUAAUUUCAAACUGACAUCUUUAUUUGCCAAAAAAAACAACAACUAGGCAUUGUUCAAUGU